Messenger RNA from Salpingoeca rosetta, 924 nucleotides. RefSeq lists its product as uncharacterized. The transcript has 9 exons. The record is from RefSeq and is a predicted model, not a curated record. Lineage: Eukaryota; Choanoflagellata; Craspedida; Salpingoecidae. The coding region runs from base 1 to 771 and encodes 256 amino acids.
AUGGCCUUUUCCUGCCACGGCAUUCCAUGCAACUCGCCAUCCAUCCUCAUUGUCGAUUCAGCCGCAAAUGCGGUGGACACAACCACGCUGUCCGUUCCAGAUGUGGUACGUGGAUUCCACCACCGUGACGGCCUCGAUGUGUCCAUGCCACUCUUCUCCAUGGUGACAUUCAUUCACACCGGAGCAGUGACGCGUUCCGCCCACACAAACAGGAAAUACCUCGUCACCUUCAGGGGCACCACCAAGUCUGCUCGCUCUGAUGCCAUGCGCAACCACCUCCCCAAGCUGCACAAUGGCAGAGAAUGGGCCGUGAGGGCGAAGGUUGGACAUGACCCGUCAUGUAAGCAGGCAGAGGAAGAGUUCAACAAGUACACGUACACGGAUCUGGUGCUGGAGACCAAGUUUGGGCUCAUCGUCGAAGGAUUUGGCUACCACUCCUUCAGAUCAUGGCUGCGGGUGCCAUCCCCGUUAUUGUCGUCGAUCACUACGUGCUGCCCUACCAGGACCUGCUGGACUGGGGGACGUUCAGCAUCCGCAUUCCCCGAGCACAGGCUCCUCGAGCUUCCGAGGAUCCUGCGUUCGAUCUCUGAUGAGGUCGUGGAGAUGAUGCAGAGACGCGUUGUGUUUGUGUUUGAGGAGUUCUUCAAGUCCCUCUCCACCCAAGUGCACACAGCGCUGCUGGAGUCUGCCAGGAUCAACCUGUUCAGCGGCGACAACGCGUGGCAGGGGGAAGAUGCAAGUGCAAGGGCUGGCGUACAACACGCCCAAUGAGACAGACGCCACACGAUGUGAUGCAGGAGUCUGCAUGGUGCAACACCCCCGCCCACCGACGAAAGGCGGCCAAGGAUAAUGCACCCAUGUGAUGUGUUUGCGCGCAAUGACGAUGAUGAUGAGGAGGAGGAUGAGGAGGAGGAUGAGGAGGAG